AUGAUGUACGGAUCGGAGACUUGGGCAGCACUAUCAACGGUUAUGGAGAGGCUUGACUGCGCGGAACGAAAGCUGCUUAGACGGCUACAUGGCUACUUUUGGCCUAGGGUACGCCACAAUGAAGAUCUUUACGCAGAAAUAGAUGUGGUGUACCAGCGGAUGACACGUGGAAGACAUCAACAUCUUGCACCACCAUCGAAAGUGGCUAAAGUAAAUCGUCUUCGCUUCUUUAGUCAUAUAUUAAAGAGACCGGCAGAUCGCCUUGUUUAA
Messenger RNA from Necator americanus (New World hookworm), 270 nucleotides. RefSeq lists its product as uncharacterized. NCBI's taxonomy places the organism in Eukaryota, Metazoa, Nematoda, Chromadorea, Rhabditida, Ancylostomatidae. The record is from RefSeq and is a predicted model, not a curated record. The transcript has a single exon. Bases 1 to 270 code for a protein of 89 amino acids.